Molecule: messenger RNA, 2489 nt
Organism: Olea europaea var. sylvestris
Lineage: Eukaryota; Viridiplantae; Streptophyta; Magnoliopsida; Lamiales; Oleaceae
Product: PHD finger protein EHD3-like
Exons: 7
Coding region: 194-2023 (609 amino acids)
Source: RefSeq, a predicted model, not a curated record
AAAGCCCUCUCGGAUAAUACUACACAUCACUUACUCUCUCUCUAGGGUUUAAAAUCAACUGCUCAAAUUCUCCCCGUCUCUCUCUAAACUCGUAAUCUUGGAUAUUAGUGGUUGGGACUUUCCUGGUGAAACCCUAGUUUAUGAGCUUCAAAACUUGUAAAUUUUGUGUCUUUUCUUCAAUUGAAGAAAAGACAUGGUUCAUACUAAGAAAGAAAGCAAUGGAUGUGCAGGUGGCAGUGGAAAUGGGAGUGGAAUAGUGGCAUUGAAUACUGUCCUUAGUGCAAAUGGCACUGCAAAAGUUGAAAAUAGUGGUACAAAUUUCACUAGGUUGGCUGGCGAUUCUUUACGUACAUACAAGAGGCGAAAGAAUGUGAAAUGCACAGAUCGUGGGAAGGUUUCGGAAGAUUCAGUGAGUCAAAUUACUGAAAAGUCAGUGAAGCCAUUAUUGGAUGCAGUUCCAUUCACAAAUUUUAAUACGCAAGUUAGUGGUUCUCAGAAAGUAGCUGAUGCUCUUAUGAAUUCCAAUGAUUUCUCCCUCAAGAAACAGAGAAAUUAUGUUUUGGAGCAAAUAUGUCAGUCAUUAGAGAGUGAAGGUGCUUUGAAGAAAUGCAUUCAAAAUGCUCUUUUGUUUCAUCCGGGAAGUGGUAGCAGAACUACUAUUAAGUUUGGUCCCCAGGACUCUAUUUAUUCUUGUGAAAAUGGAAGCAAAUGCUCCUUGCAGACUGGGUUUGUAUGUGACGAUAUCCAAAAUGCAGCUCUAGGCAGUGUAGGUAAACCUUUCAGAAGAUCAGUUAAUGAAUCGAAUCAUUGCACUGGUACAGAACUCUGUCGGUGCAUGUUUUCCGAUAUCAUUAUGUCAGAAAAAUUUGCCCAACUAUGCAGUUUACUGCUCGAAAAUUUUCAUGGAUUGAAGGCUGACAAAUUAUUAGAUUUGAGUCUAAUAAACUCAAAGAUGGAGGAGGGUGCAUAUGAAAGUUCACCAGUGCUCUUCUAUUCGGACAUUCAACAGGUUUGGAAGAAGCUCCAAAAGGUUGGCACUGAUAUGACAACCCUUGCAAAGUGUCUUUCAGAUAAAUCAAUUACUUCUCUUAGUGCACAGGUGGGCAGUUCUGGACACAACAUUCCUGAGGAUUGCAGGCAUGAGUUUCUUACACAAGAAUCUGACAUGCAUGCUAAAGUGGAGCAAACAGAGGCCUGUCCUAUCUUUGAAGUCCGCUCUUGCAGGUGUUGCGGAGAGAAGUCAGAUGGAAGCAAUGGUCUAGUGUGUGAUUCUUGUGAGGAAAUGUAUCACGUCUCCUGUAUUGAACCUGCUGUGAAAGAAAUUCCCCUCAGAAGUUGGUACUGUACCACCUGUUCGUCAAAGGGGAUUGAAUCCCCACACGAUGACUGCAUAGCUUGUGAGAGACUGAAUGCUUCCAGAUCAUUGAUUGAUGCUGAUGGAGGAGAUGACCUCGUGGAUGAGGAAGCGCCUGAGGAACUGGAGGAUAGUUCAAAUGAGCUAGUCAGCGAUGAAAUUGAGCUGGAAAGGGAGUUUCAAAACUGCAAGGUUUGUGGAGCCGAGGUUGGAAAUGAUGAAGAUUAUAGAAUUUGUGGCCAUUCCUUCUGUUCUCAAAAGUUUUUCCAUGUGAGAUGCUUGACUAGUAAGCAGUUGAAAUCUUAUGGUCCGUGUUGGUAUUGCCCUUCUUGUCUAUGUAGAGCUUGCCUCGCAGAUCGAGAUGAUGAUAAGAUUGUUCUGUGUGAUGGCUGUGAUCAUGCGUAUCACAUCUAUUGCAUGCAGCCUCCUCGCACUUGCAUACCCAAAGGGAAAUGGUUUUGCAAAAAAUGUAAUUCUGAUCUCCAGCGUAUGCGCAGAGCAAAAGGGAUGUACGAGAAUACACAAAACACAGCUGAAAAGAGAGCCUUGGAUGGAAUGCUAAAGGGCGAAGAGGGUUUGGAUAAAGACGGUGGUGUUGACAUGCUUUUAAAUGCAGCCAAAACUCUGAACAAUGAGGAGAAUCAGGCGGCCAUGUGGUUGAAUAGUUAAAUAAUUAAGCAACUACUAUUUUUGAGGACUAAGAGCCUAACCUUGGUUUUUGUUUGACACAGGAGUUCAUGUACCUGUAGUUUUAGUGUAGGACAACGUAUGCUGCUUCAUCAUGUAGUUGACUGAUAUUUUUACAGAUUGAUAGACAGAAUUUGACUUUGAUGGUGGGACUGAUAUCCGCUUUUGCCCGACCGAAGAAUUCCUGCCCUCUGUCUGGUAUAUUUGUAUGAUAGCAGUUGCUGAAUUGUCUUAGGUUUGUACUUUACAGUUGAUACUUUUCUUUUCUUAAUGGGAGGAAGGAGGAAUCAGGAUAUAUUUCGUUGGUUGUUAGAUUAGAUUACACCAUCGAAAUAUGGAGAAUUACCCUCCUUGAAAAUUAGGCCAAGAGAACAUAUUUGUUUCCCCCAUGUUAAACUCUUUUGGAACUUUUCAAAAGAGGUUCAAUUAGAAAUCUUGUUUUUCAAAA